Fopius arisanus is the source of this 4698-nucleotide messenger RNA. RefSeq lists its product as uncharacterized. Lineage: Eukaryota; Metazoa; Arthropoda; Insecta; Hymenoptera; Braconidae. The record is from RefSeq and is a predicted model, not a curated record. Bases 414 to 2312 code for a protein of 632 amino acids. The transcript is spliced from 6 exons.
UUUUAUUUUAAAUAAAUGAAAUUGAUUUUUUUUUUUUCGAAAAUUAUUUCAUAUCGAUUUAAAAUCCGGGAGACUUGUGCUCUUGAAAUUUUGAUAACGAUUUUUCAACCGAUUUUUUAACGAUCGUCGAUCGGAAAAAUCGAAAAAUCGAUACUUCCGGUUCGUAAAAUAUUUUGGUAUGGGAAAUUGAUUUUUCAAAAGAGGUGAUUGUUUCUGGUGAAAGUGGGGGAAAGCCUGGAUAAUUGAAAAAUUUAAUUUGUGGAUUAAAGUGUGUCAUAUCGAUAUGUAGCAACCGGUUCUCGAUGUAUUGCACAAAUACGAGGUAAACGUGAAAGAAAAGAGUCCGUAUUUGGUGGUGAUAGAGGUCCACAGAAGGCGAAUGCCCAAGGAAAAUUGAUGGAAGUUGAGGAAAGAUGAAGAUGGAAGUGGUGCUGUCUUCUUCAGGGCACUUCGGGGAUGACGACACACCCUUCAGGAAUGAAGAGAUACGGGAAUGGUCAGGGGUGGACGAGAUCACGGGGAUGCUGGAGCAAGCCAGGGUGGAAACUGGCCAUUGGCGAGCCUUCACCAAUGGAUCUGCCCAUUCCUACGGCAAAGUGGUGGACUCCCGUCAGCGGAACACCGUCGACGGCACAGUAAUUCAAAAAGCUCGUCGUCAAGUCGAGGUUUUCCAGAGUCAGGAGCCAGGUCGACGUGUCCAGGUGGUGCGAGCCUCCCAGUGGUCCUCAUCCAGGGUCACCGACACCUCAUUACCUCCAUCCCUCCUCGACAAUCCCGAAAAAUAUCAAUUCCUGAAACGCAGCACUUCAGACGACGAUCUGUCAUUAUAUCCCGUAGAGAAUCCCCCAAAAUCUCCAACUUCAAGUUUUACGAGAGCGUCGAAGCUCCGGAGAUCCCUGCAGAUCCCCACGCACCAUUCAAAAAUAUCCCGUCCAUCUCGGUCCACCACAAGUCAUCAAAAAUCCCCACUGAUUCCCAAAAAAUCUCUAGAAACUCACUAUAUCCCUGAAAAUUCAGUGGAGAGUCACUACAUCCCGAUAUCGUCAGCGAUAACCUUGAAGGAUCCGAAGAAAUCUGAGAUCUCCAUAAAAGCAUCAUCCCCGAAAUCCCGAUCCCCACUUUUAUCCCCGAAAUCCUUGAGGUCGCGGAUGUCAUCCCCGAAGCCUCAAAAAUCCCAAGUGACUGUCGUGAAUCUGAUAAAUCCCCCCAAGACUAGUAUAGUGACUUUAGGCUCGUCCGAAAUCGGGGGGAUUCCCCCAAUUCCUAGCCUCUCGAAGAAGAAAGUAGGAUUUUGCAAAACCGAGAUUCAUUUUGCCGCAGAUUCCGGAAAAGUGAAUAUCGUUGAGACCGAUGGAAAGCCCCCGCCGACGAAUAAAUUCCGACGGAGAAGAAAAAAUUUAUCCCCAAAUCUCCUGAAGUCCAAGGACGCCAGUCUCGGGAUUUUUGGGGAUAACGAUAAAAAGGUGUGGAUUAAUGCCGAUGUCAGUCCCAAGAUCCACACGACAACUAUUUGUCUCGGGGAUAAACUCGAUUUCAGGAGUGGCGGGGAUUUGGAAUCCCCGAAAGCUGUCUCUGAGGUUAUAUCUAGGGCGAAUCUAGGGAAUUUCGUUUCGCGGGAUUCUGAGGAUAAUAAAGUGCUGUCAACUGUUGUGACGACUCACGAGACGACUAUUGCGAGAGUUGAGGACAAUAUCGCAGGGGGUAAACCUCAUGUUACUAGUGAGAAAAAUUCCCUAGAUGGGACGGAUAACAGGAAAAUGGAGGAAAGUGAUAAGAAAGUGAUGAACGAGGAAAAGAGUGAUAAGGGGAAAGAGGCUGAUAAGGCGCCUCUCUAUGCCAAUGUUUUUGGAAGGGUUAGGGAUGCAUUUCCGGUUUACGAAAAUUAUCGCGUGGGGGAGAAGGGGAAGAGUGAGGACGAGAGGGUUCUGAGGAAGAGUAAAGGGAUUACUCCUUCCGGCGGGAUGAAGAAACCUUUAUUGGAAAAACGGGGAUCCCAAGGAAGUGGAUCGACUACUGGAAGACUGCAAAAAGAUGUCGUCAGGGUGAAAAACGUCAAAAGAUCUGGGGGUGCGGAUGGAAUCAAGACUAAGAAACAACCGAUGGAGGUAGUCUAUCGCACCGCAGUCUACAAUAUGAAGAAUGAAAAACUCGCGAAACCUAGUCUACCGAAACCUAAAUCAGGCCCGAGACUUCUCAACGAUCUCAUCUGCGGGGGGAAACCAAAAAAAACGACCACCUCUUCAAAACGAAAAGUAUCGAAUUCAUCUCAAGGUGCAAAGGGUUCGUCUCAACCAAUCAGACAUUGGAAAUGAGCAGAAUCAUGUCCGAAGAUUUCUCAAGAGACUUGCCUAAAAAAAUCGUGAUAUUUCAACUAAACCAUGUGUUAGUAACUAUUUAAAUCACUGGGAUGUAGAUAAAACCCAGAGAUUGUGUUCUUUCAGUUAAUUGGAUUUUCAAUAAUAGAAUUAAAAGCUAUAUUUGUUAAUUCUCUCAAGAAGGCCAAUGAUAUGUAAAAAUACAUAUAUUAUCUAUAUACAAUACUUUAUAAUAUUAUCGGUGCAGCAACCAAGAUAUACAUAUAUCAUACAUAUAAUCAUAUUUGUUUUUUCUUCAUUAUCGUUAUUUCUUUUUGUUUAUUUACUCAUCGAUUCGUUGGCAUAAUGAGAGAAAAUCGGUGACAAAAUCAUUAAAAUCCGUUUCCGUUUUUUAACAAAACAUCAAACGAUUCUCAAACGCUAAAACUCCUCGCGCUAUUAACAGGGAAAAAAAUUAAUUUCAAAUCAAACGAAUAUCGAUUGAUCGACGAUUUUUUCUCAUUACUCCAGAGGAUCGAUUUGGACAAGAAUUCAUUUUUUUUUAUGGAUAAAUUCGCUUGGAGGGACAGCGGAGGUACGAAUUGGACAUUCGUAGACAGACAAUAGUACAAAUUACGUACGAAACAAUGUUUCUUUCGUUUGUCUAAUUAAUCUACAAGGCUAGAGAAAAAUUGGAACAAAUUCAUGAUUAUUUUAUCAAUGUUCAUUUUUUUUUUUUGGAUUUGAUCGUGAUUUUUUAUUUCAACAAAUAUGACAUAUACGUUCCGAUGAUACCAUCACAUGAAUUAAUAUUCAUCUCUAUUUUUUAAUGAGGAAAGUUCAUUAGUCAAGUGAAAUUGAGAAAUGUUUCAAAUUAAAUUUAUGAUUCCAUUCGAUAAUUAUUUUCGAAUAUAAAUCAUGAACCCGUGGGUUUUCGCUAUUUCUCACGGACAAAUCGAAUUUUUUCAUCGAAAUUAAAAUUGUAUUCCCUUUUUUAUUCUUCUUCGAUAAAUUUUUACGGACUCAUCAAAAUUUUGUGACUCAAAUUAUUUAUUAUUCGUUACCAAUUUAUCCACAUCUCGUCAAUUUCAUGUGAGUAAUGAGUUUUCCGGAGUUGUCAGCGAUUUUCCGAGGAAUUUUCGCUUUUAUUUAAGAAAUUUUUUAUUGAUUUCUCCAGAAAAUGCGACGGAAGUCGAUUUUUUCCUGGGGAUAAAAAUAAAUUUUCCAUUUUUAUUAAAAAAAUCCUCAGAUUUCCACUGACACCCAGAAUUUUCGUAAUUUUCCCCUUUUUCCUCACGAAUAUUCGCAUUUCCUCCGAAUAGAGUACUUUUUCCUUAAUUUAUUUAUUUUCUCUCAUUGUUUUCAUUUCAAAAUAAUUCUCUUCUCAAUCUCUUCCCCUAAAAGAUUAAUAUUAUCAUUCAUCUUUUUAUAUCAUUACAUACAUAUAACUCAUACGUAAACAUAUAUGUAUAUACUGCAAUCUUCAAGGCACUCCUGAUGUUUUUUUAUUUAUCUUUAUUUAUUUAUUUUUUUCGGCUUUUCCGGUUUUUCUUUUUUCUAUUUCUCUCCUCUUUUCAUUCAUCUUUUUUUUCUUAAAUAUAUUACACUUUUUUCUUUCAUUAUUUUACAGUGGUGAUGUCCAUGACUCUUUCCCGGAUUUAUUAUUUAUCUUUCAUUUUUUAUGUGACACUGCAACGCAGCAGUUUUUCAUGUGAAUUUUAUUCGUGGAUUUUUUUUUUUAUCUUUUCGGUUUUGGGUCGGGGAUUUUUGCGGUGAGGCUUUUUUUUUCUAGGACAUCGGACACAGGACUUAGGUACCUAGGGCAGACUACUAUGGACUAUUUUCAACAAUCAAUAACUCGUGAAGAUAUAAAAAUGUCCAUUUGUCAUAAAUUCCCGGUGUGAAAAUUUCAUCUCGAUUUUUUUUUCUUUAACUCAGGGGAAAAAUUUUUUUGAGACAUUGAGAACUGAAAAUUUUGGUCUUCACUUUUCUCGUUAUCCUCAUUAAAAAAAUUAAUCAACUUUAAUUUUGUUUAAAAACCGAAAUAAAUGCGUAACAACAUUCUCAAUAAAUCUCUGGAAUGAAAAAAAAAAUGAGAGAAUCAAAAGAAUUUCGUUUCAAAUAACAAAAUGCCAUCGAUUCCCAAUAAUUCCCUCGAGCAUUUUUUAAACUCGACUUCAAUUCUCAAUUCUCGAGAGAUAAUUCCGUAAUUAAGGGUGAAAGAAUAUUUUAACUCCCUCGAAAAUCGAGAAUUCGGGUGAAUUGAGUAAAAAAUAUUUGUACCAUCGUCCGAAGACCGAGAGAAACUGUCAAAAAAUUCCAGAAACUUAAUCUCCACCUGGAAGAGCCCCUCGACAAAUAAUCCCCGAAUUCAGUGGCUCGUCUGUCUCAAAGAAAAAAAAAA